AUGAAGUUCUUAGUAGUUUUCGACAUAAGCGGAACUUUGGCGAGGAAAUACCACAAGGCCAAGAGCGAAUACCGGACUCUUGCCGCUAUGGGCAUAAAGGCUGAUUUCAAGUUUGGAGAGUACUUUGUUUACGACCGUCCUCACUUGGAUUUGCUAGCAGAGUUUCUUCGAGUCCACGAUGCCGGGUAUGUGUUGUGGACAACUGGUAUGAGCCAAAAUGCAGUACGCCUUGUCAAGCAUCUGGAAUCUAUCGGCCUCGACGGGUUUCUGGGCUGGUAUUCUCAGCUUGACUGCAAGGUUGGAAAGGUAAAGCUUGAAUCUAAAUGCGACUUGUGGGUUAAGGAUCUCGAGGUUGUGGCAAGAAACCACAACAUCGAUGUUGGGAAGUGCAUUCUUGUUGAUGACAGCAUCGACAAGUCGAUCCACAACCAGAACUUUAUAUGCUGCCCGACAUACACGCCCGGAACGGAGGACUGUGGAGUUAGCUAUAUAUGCAGGUAUCUGGAUGACUUUUUUGGAUGUGAGGAGCAGUGCAUUGCUAAGAAGUUGUUGUAG
Molecule: messenger RNA, 555 nt
Organism: Encephalitozoon cuniculi GB-M1
Lineage: Eukaryota; Fungi; Microsporidia; Unikaryonidae
Exons: 1
Coding region: 1-555 (184 amino acids)
Molecular function (GO): phosphoprotein phosphatase activity
Source: RefSeq, marked provisional